Molecule: messenger RNA, 2250 nt
Organism: Arthroderma uncinatum
Lineage: Eukaryota; Fungi; Ascomycota; Eurotiomycetes; Onygenales; Arthrodermataceae
Exons: 5
Coding region: 1-2250 (749 amino acids)
Biological process (GO): DNA-templated transcription; regulation of transcription by RNA polymerase II
Cellular component (GO): chromatin
Molecular function (GO): DNA-binding transcription factor activity, RNA polymerase II-specific; zinc ion binding; RNA polymerase II cis-regulatory region sequence-specific DNA binding
Source: RefSeq, a predicted model, not a curated record
AUGGAUUCUCCAGCGAUCGCUAUGGAUUCCACCUUGUCGUGGUCCAGCCCUUACACCGGAGUGGUUCCAUGCUCCGUUCCCGCUCUCACGCCGCUGUCGAUGCCUCAUACGCCGCAUACUCCUCUACUAACAUCCACUAUGGCCUCCCCAAUCGAUAACACUCCUAUGCUUGGAUUCUACUCUCCAAACCUCAACUUGCACCGUCCGACCUCCAUGAAGCUUUAUCGAAGUCAUUCCGAAGGAACCGUGGGCAUGUCCUCCACUAUGGCUGUUCGCAAAAGCGCCCCCAAACCCCAGCGCCGAGAGACAAUCAAUGUCAGCGUGCCCAUUACCUACACCCCCGCUACUCAUCGCAUCAGCAAAGCGAAGAAGGGUGUUUACAAGGGCCGAACACAGACGGUAUAUCUCUCGUUCCCUUCUGACCGUCAUGAAUUGAACCAUAACCCCCAGGCAACGUUUAUCUGUACCAUCCACGGAUGUGGAAAGGGAUUCCACCGCUCUGAUCUACUCUCGCGUCAUAUGGAGAAGCACGAGCAAGAAUCGCGCCCUACUAAGCCAACCAUCGGCCACAAGAGGCGAAUCAGCCAAAUCUCCGACGCCUCUGACAUUGUCCCAAUGUCCUCUCCAUUACUCGCAGUCCCACAUUCUAUUCCAGCUUCCACUCCAAUCCUACCACCCGCCACCCCUGAACUCCAUUCUCUUCAAGCCGCACAGUCUCCAUUUGUGAACACUCAACUUCUCUCGCCGCCAUACUGGACCAGCUUUAGAAGAGCAUCCGACCCUGCUAUUGGCUACUCUAGCAUGUCCUAUGCCGGGGGUGAUGAGUCAAGCAUCUUUUCUUCACCAGAGUGUUCGCGAUCUCCUUCCUCGGACGGUAGCCACGGCAGCCACUUCCCAUUCAACACAUCACACAUCACUGGAAUCGGCAUCUUCCACGAGCCCAUGAUCGAUCCCACCCUUAUGGGAACUUCGUUGGCAUACGACCCGAACUUCAGCGGCUUUCAAGCCUUUGACUCUACAGCCAUCCAGCCCUCACCAUUAGUUACUCACCCAGCUGACGGUGAUAACACACGGACAUUCAACCAUGACAGACACUGGAUAACUCGAAACCCGCUAAGCCUAGCCGGUAGCCUCUUCAAAGACAAAUCCUUAGAUGCGAUUAAAACGGCGCAUAAAUUCUGGGUUGAGCACGAAACUAGACGUCGAGUCCUACAGGCGAUGUUUAUCCUCGAUGUUCACCAGUCCACCCUCUUCCAACAACCGUUAUCCUUCCUUAGCCCAAUUCCAGGGAAUUUACCCAUGCCAUGCGCUUCCGAAUCAUGGGAAUGUACCGAUCUUACCGCCUGGGCAGAAUACGCAAUGAAAGGCGAGAAAUCAACGACAAUUGCUUCAGCAUCUUUCUCCCUUGUGCCUGAUGCCGAUCUGUUUCAAUCAAGCCUUAUCAUGUCAUACGAGAUCCUCAGCCACGGCGAAGGAUCUAUGGAGAAUCUUCAGGCUAGACACCCGUGUCUCCACUUACUCCAUCACGGGCUCCUAGCAGCACAGCACAGCCCUCUCCAGGCUUUGGUAACAGUGAGCAAUGAAUCAUGGCUCUUCAACCGCAAAGUAACUGACGAGUCGCAAUUCAAAGCCGCAAAGAGGACUCUAAAAGCUUGGGUCACCGAUACCGACGCUAUGAAGUUGGCAGUAUGGCAUGCAGUGCGAGUCCUCCAGUGCGCACUGGACGCCCAGGGAGUAGCACACAAACCACCACCUGUGGCACCAUCGCCAUUCAUGACACAGCAGGUCGAGAGCUUGCAGCUCCCUACUGUUAAUGCCUUUGUCAAUGAUGGUGUCACCCCGCUCAGUCCCGUCCAUACCAUCCCCAGAUCUCCUCUCCGAACCAUACCAGGUCCAUUUACAAUGCUCCAAACAAAUUGGGCGGUCUACAUCUCUACUCUUAUCUGUUGGGCAUAUGGUUUUGGCACCCCAGAAAUUCCAGCAAGUGACCAAACCCUAACAUACCGAUAUCCAACACCCGCAAACCUGUACAUCUCGACACUCCUAUCUCUGGCCCCGUCAUGGCCAGAUCUUACAAAUGACAAUAUCCCAACACAUGUACGACGAAACACCAGUGGGUUACUUCAACAUGUUCGUCAGUUGAUUAUACGAGAAGGGCCAGCCGGUGGCCUUUUGAAUGAAAGUGAACGAGUUCUUGCUCGCCUUAUAGAGCCUUCUUUCCCACAUCAUCGGAAGAUGUGGGAGUUUUGA